AUGGCGGCGGUUCUGUCCGCCCUGGCUGCCAGGCUCUCUCAGUCGGCCGCGGCCCGCUCCUACGGGGUGUUCUGCAAGGGGCUGACCAGGACCCUCCUCAUCUUCUUCGACCUGGCCUGGAAGCUCCGCAUCAACUUCCCCUACCUCUACAUCGUCGCCUCCAUGAUGCUCAACGUGCGGCUGCAGGUCCAUAUUGAGAUCCACUGACGUGUGGCUUGCACUGUAUGCUGCAACUAGAGUCAGUCACGCUGUCCUUCAAAUCCAGCCUGUUGGGAAACAGCAAGGCUGUGCUCAUCUUCUCUAGCACUAUGAAGAAAGAAGAUUUAAACCAGAAACGAGUAUGUGACAGUGGCCCAGAUCAUCACGAGGCAGCAGCUCACCUGAUGCACGUACAUUCUGCGUUGAACAAUUCUCAAAGUCAUAGUAGCAGUUUACAAGAAUUAUUUUAUUUUAACACCAGGAAUUGUUCUCUCUUUAAUACUAUACCUCUGCCUUCGAUUGGCAAGGAAAUGCCUCUGAGUUUGAGUGAAUCAGCAGGGAGGAACUCAAGUGCAGCUGCUCCUUGGAAGGAUUCAUUUCAUCUGCAUUUUUCUUCUGGGAAAGACAGUCUUGAUAGGGUUUCUCAUUGCAUUAAUAGUAUUUCAGUAACGGUCUGGCUGGAGAAAGCUCGUAGUUUUGCUGGAGACUUCAGCUCAUGCUGCCCAGGAGACAACUUUGCAUGUUUUGCACACUUCUGGCUGGGAAAUUUGUGGUAUAAUAAAACCCAUCAGUUUCUGGCAUUAGAAAUGAGCAGCAGCAAAGAGAAUGAAUUGCAGCUUGUGUUUCUUAAAGAGCUGGAGCUCGAUGGACUUCCUGGUCUCUAUUCUAUUCCAGUUGCCUCACUGAAUGAAUAUGCUUUGGGACUCUCAAACAACCAGAAACCAUGUUUUUUUCUUUGUUACUUAAAUCUUGUGUCUUCACAGCAAACGCUUGGAUACAAGCAAAUGCUUUCAAAUAUACAAUAUCUGACUAAUAAUUUUCAUAUCAUGCAGCUAGUGAUUUCUGUGCUAGCUUUUGCACUAGCAGGUCUCUGUUAUGCUGUAGUGAAGGUAAAAAAGUACUAAGAUUUUAACAAUUACUAUUUUUAACAUUAGUAGGAACUUAGUUGACUAAAUAAAAGAGGCAAGGUUACAGUUGAGGUUUUAGUGAGAAGCAGACAGCUAAAGUAAAAAUCAUACUUGUGUAAUUGCUAAUAAAACUAGCUGUUGGAAUAACAGGGACUUUUUCGUAAGGAGUAUCUGCAUCUGAGUGGAGGAACUUAAUCUCAAAACUCUCUGGGACUUCCGCAGGUCUGCCAUUAACACUAGACUAGAAUCCAAUGUGAUUGUUUAGCACGGACCCUUUGUUUUCUUUACAGUUUGUAUUAGCAGAGUGUCCUGGCUGCUAUUUACAAUCAUUUCCAAUGAAACUGUUUCAUGUAGAACUGAAUUCCUGCUCUGAAUCCAACAGUAGCUAAUGUAUCAGUCCUUAAAACGCUUUGAAUUAGAAAGCUGUUGGGAGGGUGAUCUUCAAUACAGCAAAAUUCUCAGCAGUGUUCCUUUUCAGGGACGGUUCUGCUCUAACUGAAACAGUAUCUCAUGAGUUUUAUUGUGCUACAACAGACACUGUAAAGGAUUUUCUAAAAGAAUGUUUUCUUUCCUUGAAAAAGUGAUUGUUAUCACUGAAGCACAGUAUAAUAACUUCUAGGCCUGUUGACUUUGGCUUUGGGACAGACUUCUGACAACGGGGUUUGGCAAAGAAUGGAGCAAGAAUGUUGGAAUCAAUAGGGCUGCCUGUGAAUAAGAAUUCGCAGGAAUAGGCUCCCGUGGGCACUUAGAUGGGGAAACUCAUUGUGCAAUAGGUCAAAGUUUGAACUUGGUGUCCAAAAUUCUCAACAAGAGAGUUGGUGUAGGUGGGCUUAAUGUGCUCUAGGGGCUUACCUAAAGAGGGAGGAUUGGUACGGUGAGUUAGGAUGUGUUUUCAGCUCACCCUUUGCUCUGAGUUAAAAGUGAGGACUUAAUGCAGAGUAAAGUUGUGCCACUGAUUCACACACCAAGUAUCCUCUUGCUUGCUAGCUAGCUUCAUUUUGGGAAGAGAAUAAGUGAUGUUGCAUUUACUUUGAACUGAAUUCACCUGGAAAGCCAGCAGAGUUUCUAAUGUGUUUAUUUGGGCAUUAGCACUCUUGUAUAGAGAAAUCCUUGAUUAUGAGGGUGAGAUGCCAGUUAUCAGUGUUAUGGGGAGAAAUGCUAGACUUUUUAACCUUAUGAGUGCUGAAAGUAAGAUAUGCUACUUCUAAUGUUAAAUGAUAUGUUGUGUUUUUAUCUGCAUUGGUUGGCUCUUUCUUCUGGGUGUUAGAAGAGAUAAAAAGCCAUUUACUUUAAUUUAGAAAAUAAGUUUUCCCCUGGUGUGCACUUUUAUUUCUUGUUUAACUUCUAGACUUUUGACCAUAUGAUUACAUGUCACAAAAUUACCAAAAACCUCAAAAUAAUAAUGGAUUACAUAUUAAUUAUUUUGACAGCAGCAGUUUCCUCUUAGUAAAGCCUUUCAUUCUACUCGUUCCCAUCUCUGCUGCUGCAGUUUAUCACCCUUGCAGUGGUAUUAACACGAGUGUUUGUGGAUCAAGAUUGACGCGAUGUGGAUCUGAAACCCCAAAACACCAGAAACAAAGAUAUUUCUCCAAAAGUCUGUGGCUUAUUUGAGUUAUGGUGUUAAGCUGUUGUCUGCAUACGGCUUGACUCAGAAAAAAGUACUUGGCAGAGCUGAGGGUGGAGGAAUGAAGGUGGGGAGGGGUUGGAGCCUCUUUAAGCUGGCUUGAUUGCUAAGAAAACAUUGUGCAACUGCAUCUUAAUUUCUAUCACUAGCUAUCUAGGUAAAGAAGUACCCUUUUCCUGUAUGGUGAGCUUUUUUUUUAAGUUGCACAUAAACACAAUCCUGCAUCCACAACCGAGUGCUUGACCUUCCUAUAUAAAGAGUUGAUUGCCACAGUUGUACCUGUACUUGUUACUUGAGACCUUCUCUGUUCAGCUGAACGGUUUGGCCUGGAAGAUUCUCUACUCUGCUGUACAUCAUUUGGAAACCACAUAUUUAGAGAACCAUAGUUAUAUACAACAAAAAUUUGUAGGUGAUAUUGUCAGGUUAAUAGGAGUAGCUAAAGGCAUAAAAGCAUUAAUCUAGUUUUUAAUGCACCUAUUCAUGGUGAUUUUAAGGGGAAAAGAAAGGGGGGGGCAGGACAACACAUGAGCAAAAGCAGAAUUUAAAUGUGUGUACAGAGGGGUGCCAAGGGUCAUCUCUUUACUAAUGAUGAGCUUAUGCAGGAGGGAAUCUUGAAAUGUUGAAUCAUGUUUUGUAUCACAGUCCAGCUAAUACAGUCCUGUUUUAAGCAACUUUUUAUUUGAGCGAGUGGCCUUUAAUCACUUAUUACAGGAUCACUUUAAAUGCAGAUACAAUACAGCUAAGCAAAAUAAUGGAUUUUGUGUGUAUUGUGUGUAUAUUGAACAUAAGAUAUAAAGAAUAUGUCUAUAAAUGGAUUUAUUCCAUUUUAAGAUAAGUUUAUGUACUUUGCCUUGGAUUUUAUUGCUUAAAACCUAAAAGGUAACUUUCUAACUUGAACAUUCCGUCUGAAAUUCGAAUAAAGGAUAGUUUGGUAUGUUAAAAUCUCAUGUAAUAUACUGCACUUUAAGCUUGGGGAGGCCAUAAAUUGAAAGCACUGUUCUUGCACUAAUAGAAUUGUUUGACUGGCAGUGACAAUGCUUAAAUGGCUUUUACUGUGUGUGGGAGAAGAGUGCACCAGAAGGAUGGCAAUCCUUUGAAACUUUAUAUGAAUCAAACAGUAUAUCGUUUAGGCCACUGUUCUCUUCCUACAAAUGUUUUGAUAUUAAUUAAUCUCAAAAGAUGGAAGGUGUCUCAGCUAAGAACCAGUUUGUAUGGAGUUUUGUGGCUUUGGUAAGCCAGAUGUGGAAGCUGCUUUUCUCAGUAAAUGUGCUGUUAGGGCUGAGAUGGAUGAUUGUUAUAAGAAUAAUGGUUUUAGUGAGGGUAAGGGGCCUUUAUACUGAACCGGGAGUUGCCUUCUUAUUUCUAGUUCCUCUCUCAUCUUGCUGUUCUGUUGGUGUUGGAAAGAGGUAUUUCUAAGCAAAGUGUCAGGGUUCUACUAAACAAUUCAUGCUUUCUAAAACUUCAUUGAUCAGUGUCCAGAUCCUUUCUGCACUACAAAGCAGAGAGUUCUAUUUCUGCCAUUAGAAAACAAGUUAAGAAAAUAUUCAAUAUUUAGAGAAUUGCCUGGUAGUUUCCCAUAAAUGUACACUUGAGUGGAAGUUUACUAUAUGGUGGACUGCUUUGAAGAAGUUAAAUGUGUGUGCACAGAGCUCUGCAUGUAUAUAAACAGUGUUUUACCAGAGUAUGAUAUUGGAAUGCUUAUGCAAAUGCUUAUUUACUUUCUGACAUUACAGUGCAAAAGGCAGUAGAGUGUACUUCUCAAUGUGAUAUUAACUAGUGCAGUCUUAGAAAUCUGUGGGCAUCAUUGUGCACCAUGAGGCAGUUUAAUCUGUAGACAUUUUUUAGCCUUUUGCUUUUUCAGUGUUGGGUUUUUUUUAGGGGGAUGUUGUGUUUUGUUGUUUGGGGUUUUUCUUUUUUUGGUGUGUUAUUGUUGGUUUUUUCUUUGCUUUGUUUUUGUUUGUUUUUCUUUUCAUAGGACUCUGAAAACUGCACUUUCUUAAACUUUGCCAAAGUUUGCUUUCUUUCUCCUCUUCUCCUCCCUUGCCCCUCCUUAAAGGUAUGCACACAUUUAAUUUUUGGAAGAAGCAAGCCUGUACAUACUCUCCUAAUAUCUUAUUGUCAAGUUGUUCCUUUUGUUUUUAUGGCCUGGUCUUACCUCUAUUUUCCUUCUCUUACCUCCCCAUCAUUUCUCAGCAUAAGCAUAUACUGAUAUUCUGUUCCAUUUCAAAAACACUCCCCUGUAAUUAAUUAUGCAAAACAAAUUGACAGAAACCAUGUAGAGAUGUAAGCAUCUGUAGUGUGUCAUUAGGGUUGUCUGACAAGUGGUAUAUCUGAUAGAGAAAUAGAUAGUCAAUGUGAUAUUUCUGCUUUUUCCCUUCGAACCAGCUGCUUUGAUUAAAAUCUAGUAUUUAAUUCAAAUCUGUGGUACCUCUGUCAGCUGAGAACUGCACCUAGAAUUUGGGGCUUGUCAAAUACAUUGAGGUCAAAACUUAAGAAACAGUUAUGCUGGCUUAAAUACUCUUCAGGUAUUUUUAGUCAUUAGUAUAACUUUCUGAAAAAUUCAUAUGAAUGUACUCAAUAUCUUGAAACCUUCUUUUUCUAAGAGUGCAUAGAAUAAAAUGUGUUCUGACACUUGUUUCUGUGAUGCACAGUCAGUAACUGGUGGGGAAACGUUUUUAGGAUUUAAAAAAAUAUUUUUGAUGAAUCCCCUUUUGAUAUCUCAGACUAUGAAACCUCUAAUCCUUAAGGAAGAGCUGCAUUUGACAGAACCUUCAAACAAACAACUUGGUGCCUAUGCAGAUUGAUCAGCUCACAUACUUAAAUGUAAGGACAUAGAUGUCAAUCUGCUGAUGGUUUGAAAACAAGAAUAAUAUGGAAGUGCUAGAAUAAUGCUAUCCUUUACCACCCUAAACUAAGUAAAUCCUGUUGGUGUGUAUUUUGAAAUUAAUCAUGUAUUACGUUCCAAAAGCUCAAUUGUCUUAGUCUUUUUGGAAUUGGCAAUACAAGAUUCAGACCCAGUAGAUGGCUAUUUCAUGGUUAAUGAUGAAAUAAAUUGAAAAGCUAAAACAUUUUAGAAAAUGGCCUGAGGGACUUCCAGAAAGAAAAUCUGCCUUGAAAAGAUCCAGUUUAUUUCUGUCAUCUCAAUAUAUUUAUAGUCUGUUUUGCAAAUCUCUCCUUUCUUUGUGGAAGAUCUGUAUAAACCUGAUAGCAAAAAUGGUUCAAAGCCAAAGCUGUAAAAGUAUGCGUUCUUUAAUUUUCUGUUUGUAGUCAAUUUUACCUAUUACCAAGUAUAAAAAUAUCUAGAUGUGAUGUAAGCUUUUGUUCUUAAAAGUACGUAAAUCUAAUGCUUAGUGCCUGAUGCAUCACUUGAAGUUGAGUGUUCCAUUAACUUUUUGAAAAUGAGUUCUGCUACCUGCUGGUGACUAACACUAAUUUUAAAUGCUGACACUUAUCACUUCCUGUAAACUGUGAUGUUAUCCCGUGCAGAACAACUUUAGUCUAUGGCCUUGGUCUUUGGCCCUAAUUUUUUUUUAUUGCAAUGUGGGAGGUGGAGAAGGCUGGCACAAACCAUUUUUGUUUGUUCCAGAGAAAGAUGUUUACAAUUUUGUAUGUAUUUUAGAAAUUUAUUGUAACUUUUUAACUUGUGAGAGGAGAUGCCAUAGUAAACUUGAAACCUGUUGUCCUAAUGAGGUCAAUACAGACUUUUGAGUAAUACAGAGUGCUGUCUAAACUUCCAGAAGCUGUUGACUGUGGUGCUGCUUGCUUACACCACAGGAGGGAGUUAAACAUCAGUCUUUUAGGUAUUUUCGGUUAUGGCAUUGUUUUUUCCUAGUACAGUGCAUUUCAGUUUAGAAAUAUGCUGACUUUGACUUGUCUUAUGGAUUGUCACUGCAAAUAGGUAAAUGUACAAAAUCAAUACACAGCAGUAAUGUAUUAUAACUGUUUACAAUUUAACUCUGAAUACCAAUUGAUGGGUUUUACCAAGCUAUAUAAAAACAAAUAAAAAUCUUUUUAAAAAU
Molecule: messenger RNA, 6749 nt
Organism: Phalacrocorax carbo (great cormorant)
Lineage: Eukaryota; Metazoa; Chordata; Aves; Suliformes; Phalacrocoracidae
Source: RefSeq, a predicted model, not a curated record